Molecule: messenger RNA, 432 nt
Organism: Mirounga angustirostris (Northern elephant seal)
Lineage: Eukaryota; Metazoa; Chordata; Mammalia; Carnivora; Phocidae
Product: retinol dehydrogenase 16-like
Exons: 2
Coding region: 1-432 (143 amino acids)
Biological process (GO): steroid metabolic process; retinol metabolic process
Cellular component (GO): intracellular membrane-bounded organelle
Molecular function (GO): all-trans-retinol dehydrogenase (NAD+) activity
Source: RefSeq, a predicted model, not a curated record
AUGUGGCUGUACCUGGCGGCCCUCGUGGGCCUGUCCUACCUCCUGGGCUUGUACCUCCGAGACAAGUACAUUUUCAUCACGGGCUGCGACUCAGGCUUCGGGAACCUGCUGGUCAGGCAGCUGGACCUGCGAGGCUUGAGGGUGCUGGCCGCGUGUCUGACGGAGGAGGGGGCCCAGCAGCUGAGAGGCCAGAUGUCCGACAGGCUGGAGACGGUGAUCCUGGAUGUCACCAAGACAGAGAGCAUCUCUGCGGCCGCCCAGAGGGAGCUCUCCUACUUUGGAGUGAAGGUAGCUAUGAUCGAGCCUGGUUACUUCAACACUGAUGUCACCAACCCUGAGAAGAUUUCUAGGGCCACCCAAGAGGCAUGGGACCGGCUCAGCCCGGAGGUGAAGGAGCUCUAUGGGGAGAAGUUCCUGGCAUCUGGUGAGUGA